Messenger RNA from Lolium perenne, 803 nucleotides. The record is from RefSeq and is a predicted model, not a curated record. NCBI's taxonomy places the organism in Eukaryota, Viridiplantae, Streptophyta, Magnoliopsida, Poales, Poaceae.
CUUUCGCCAGCCUCGCUCUCUCAUGGUGCCGGCGGCCUCCCCCCCUAAGGCGGCGGAGGGGUCUACUGAGUCGCAGGUCUGCGAUCCCGCCUUGGAGGGGGGUGCGGACACGGGGACAGUCCAGGGAAUGGAACUUCCCAUGGCGGAGGCUCAGGGAGAGCUUCCGGGUGCUGGGGGUCUCGGCGUCGCCACGCCGGAGCGGCCCCUUGGUGGAGCUGGGGGGCAGCUGUCCCCGCCGCUGCCGGGGGUGGUGCUCCCUGAGGAUGGUGAGGUGGUGUCGGUGGUGUCGGCGGUGUCUGCGGUGGGGGAGAAGACGAUGCCGGCGGCAACGUAUUCGAGGGCGCACAAGAAGAAGGGGAAGGACAACAUGCUGUCCGUGAGGAAGAGUUCCAGGCACAACAAGGCGUCGGCCAACCUCUCGGUGCUGGAGAAGGCCAAGAGGCUGGCUGCAGACAAGAACCUCGACUCAGCAAUGGAGGAUGCUGGUGAAGUGGAAGGAUAGAGGCCUCGUGGAUGCGGCGAUGGACUCUCUUAGGCGGAUGCAUGCGGAUCUGGUGGUGCAAGCGGGCUCCUGAUGUCGCCGAGCUCCCUCUAUCUACUUUGUACCAGGGGAAUGGUGCUUACUGGUGUGAUGAACCGUGUCUUAUUUGGUGCUAUUCUACAUCCUUUGAACUGUAGCUCUUGUUAGGUCUGGGGACCUGUGUGUCGUUGUGUUCGGUGUGGGAGCGGUUGCUCGUUAUGUAUCCUGACUUUGUAUGGUGUGUUGUCGCUUUAUUAAUUUAAAGCAGGGCUAAGGCCUUCAG